AUGGCUGACGAACAUCAAUCAACAUCAGCAUCUGAUCAUCCAAAUGUCUUAACAACAACUACUGAUAAUAAAACAUCAAAUUCAAUUAAAAAAAGUGAACCUCAUAGAGAAAAUACACUUUAUACUGAACCUAUACCAAAAUGUUAUAUCGGUGUUGGAAAUAAUCCGGAAUUAAUUGAAAGUAUUUUAACAUCAGCUGGAUAUGAACGUCAAACCGAAAGAACAGAUGAUUUUAAAUUAAAAUGGGUUCAAUGUAAUUCAAGUAUUAAUUGGAAUGUAUUUAAAGAUGGUGAACAAUUGGUUAAUCAUAUUCAAGGUGAAGAUUAUUUUACAACAAAAAUUCAAUUAUGGCAAUCAUUACAAUCAUAUGAAAAAAUAACAUUAGCAGCAAAUAGACGUCCCAAUUAUUUUUUACCUUUAAAUGAAUUUGUUCCUGAAACAUAUAAAUUAGAUGAAAAAAAUGAUCGAGAUGCUUUUUUUAAUAUUCAUAAACCUGGUGAUGUAUGGAUUUGUAAACCAAGUGGACUUAAUCAGGGUAAAGGAAUUUAUCUUGUUCGAGAUAUUGACAAUUUAAAAUCGAAAUUUGCGGAAAUCGAUGCUAUGGAUAAGAAAAAACAAGUUGCACUUAAACCAAUGAAAAGAGUUAUUCAACGUUAUAUAAUGAAUCCAUUAUUAGUUCAUGGAAAAAAAUUUGAUAUUCGAUGUUUUAUGCUUGUAUCAAGUGUUAAACCACUUAUUGCUCUUUAUCAUAAAGGUUAUCUCAGACUUUCAAUGUUUGAUUUUGAUGCUAAUGAUGGAAAUCUUCUUACACAUCUUACUAAUCAGUAUAUGCAAAAAAAAGAUCCAAAAUAUUAUGAUCUUAAAGAAGAUACAUCAUGGACUAUGGAACAAUUCAAUGAUUAUAUCAAUGAACAUAUUUUACCAAAUAAAAAUAUUGAAAAAGAUUGGGUACUCAAUGUCUUACCUAAAAUAAUUCAACGUAUUAUGUUAAAUAUAAUUGAUAGUAUUAGAAUGAGAUUAAAAAGACGUGUUGGUUGUUUUGGUUUAUAUGGUUAUGAUUUUAUGAUUGAUGAAGAGAUGAAAGUUUGGUUAAUUGAAGUUAAUGUUAAUCCAGCAUUAGCAACAAAUACAAAUACACUUCUUCAAGCUAUUCCACCUGUUGUUCAAGAAUCUAUUUUAUUAUCAAUUGAAUGUUUUGAAAAGAUUCGUCAUAAUCAAAGAAUAUUUCCAUUAAGAUCAAUUAAAGGUUUUCGUUGUAUUUAUAAUGAAUUAGAAAGAAAAGGUUCAUUACCAUAUCUUGAACAAAAACGAACAACAUCAUCAUCAUCAACAAAUAUACAAAAAAAUCCUCCACAAAAUUCUUCACCAUCUAAUAAACCAAAUUUAAAUAAUUCAUUAACUAAUUCUCCAACUUCACCAAAAAUUUUACCAAAAAUAACUGAACAACAACAACAACAACAACAAACAUCUGUUACACAAAAAUCUCCAACAACAACAACAAAUGUAAUUCGUCCAAAUCAAGAACGUGCUAAAUUAACUCGUUCAUCUGAUUCAUUUAUUUCAUCAACAUCAACAUCAACACCUCCAACAACAACAACAAUAACAACAAUAACACAUGAUCCAAUGGUUAUGAGAUAUCAAACAAUUCAAAGAUAUCGAACUAAUUUUGAAAUGUUAAAACCAGCAACUGUUAUUGCUGAAGAUUGGAAAAAUUUAGAUAAAACACAAAAAGAUCGUUUAGGUGUUGGAGGUGCAAAAACUCUUGGACACGGGACAGUUGCAUCAACUUCUUCUUCACCUUCGCCUUCACCUUCAUCUCCUAUUAUUUCUAGACAACAAGAUAAUUGGCUUGUUAGUGGAAGACAACUUACAAUUGUUGAUACAAAAACACUUGGUACAUGGCUUAAAUUAAAACAACAUGAACAUAAAGAACUUGAAGAACAACAACAACAACAAGAACAAUUUCAAUCAAUAAAAGAAACAAAUAAUCAUAUUGAAAAAUCUUGUCAAACAUCAUUAGGAAUAUCAUUGGAUGUUUCAUCAUCAUCAUCUCAAACACCAACAAAUCAAAUUGAUAUUCGAUCAUCAUUAAAUCUUGUUAAUAAUCAAACAAAAAUAAAUAAAAUUCGUCCAACAUCUGCGAAAUUACGUACACAUUCUCUUUCACCAGCAGAUAAACCAUUAAAAUUAAAAGAAAAACUUAAUAACACAAAACAAGCAUGGGAAUAUGAUGAUUGGUAUAAUUUACAAGAUUUAACUGGGAUUACGAAUAAAUCAGCACUUAUUUAUCGUCUAAUGCGUUCAAGACUUGAAGCCAAUUUAGCUAAAUCAAUAACAAUGAGUAAAGAUCAAGCGAAUAAUAAGAAGAAGGUAUCCGAAUCUACGACUACAUGA
Adineta steineri is the source of this 2394-nucleotide messenger RNA. The record is from the annotation of a GenBank genome assembly. Lineage: Eukaryota; Metazoa; Rotifera; Eurotatoria; Adinetida; Adinetidae.